UCAAAAUGGCGGACACUGAAAAAACUCUUGACGUUUUGUCGUCAUUGCCAUUUGGAAAAUACGAUGAUGAGUGGGUGAAAAGUGCAUGGGAAAAAGAUUUCACAGACAUUGAUCCUCUUAGUCUGGAACUAGAGAGCGACUUGGGUGAAAAUGACUACUACAUUGAGAGUUUGCACAAAGUUUGCAGUGUUUUUGACACAUGGAUUCGUGAGAAAAAGGGCAGCAGAGAAGAAGGCUUCUGGACUGUCUUGGUGGAGAAUGACCUGUCUUACAAGAGUUUCACUGCUUUUCUGGCCUAUCUGAUGGAAGUUGGACAUAGGAGGGAGGCAAACAGUCAUCAGCGAGAAGCAGGGUUACUGGCAGCUUCAAAUUACUUCAAGCUGGUAACUGUUCCAGGUAGUGGUGCUUUUAAGCUGUUCCACCCAAUGCUGUUUCAAAGAGGCAUGGAUAUGCUGAAAUCCUGGACUAGUCUCAGUUCUGGUCAGAGGAAACGCCAGGCUAACAUCUCCAGUUCCCAGCUAAGCAGUAAGGAGGGCCGUGGGAAGAGGGCAAAACGAUCCACAAUCACUCAUGACCCUGUGGUGGAGUUUAGUGAUGAGGAUGAAGAAGGAGAUGCUCUUACUGGAGCUGAAAUCAGCCGCAUCAAGAAGGCCAUUCUAUCCCUCCUCAAGGAUUUUAUUCAACUGCUGGAGAAUUUCUCAUUGAAUCAGUCUGAUUCAUCCAGCCAUUACGCUGUAUCAGUUUUAUCAGAGCUGACAAAUGUCGACCCAGAGCUGUUUGAUGGUGAUUUUGAAAGAACCAAUCUAUCUGGAAUGCCAGUGUCUGGUCUGUCUUACAAGGGUUUAAUGAAGCUGUUAUCCCCAGCCCAUGGAGAAGUGGUUGCCCUUACCACCAGUGUGUUCAAACAUCUGCUGCCCCGAAUUCUCAUGCUGAUCGGUGAAAACAAGGGCGUGGCAGCUCAGGCUAUCCCAAGAUCAGUGCUCCUCUGCAAGGACCAUGCCAUGAAUUUUGUGUGUUUUCUCCUAAAAGGGGCAGAUGAGUCUGUUGUAUCUGUGGUGAGAAUUCUCCUCCAGCAUAUGUGUGCCAAGGUCCCUGAUAAAGCAGAAUACAGAACCAACGUAGCUCAGUCAGUUGUUAAAAUUCUGAAAGAAUUGUCUGGAAAACAUUAUGUUACAAUGUUGGAAUGGAUUUCAAAGUUUUCAAGAAACGGAAAGAAUUCUUACCGUGCAUUUUCCCUGGAUGUUAUUGGGCUACUCUUGAAAGAACCCAUGAGACCACCCACCGAUGAUAUUCCUGAAGACCAGUUGAUGGUCCUCAAGCAGCGAUUCCUCGUAGAAAUAGUCCUGGCACGAUGUUCUGACUUGAGCCCCACUGUCAGAGCAAGGGCAAUUGCUACCUUCGGCCAGUGUCUGACCUCGGGUAGUGUUGAAAUCCUGAGUGCUGUUCAGGAGAUUGUCACCCCCAAACCUGUUGCCCCUAAUGCACCAUCUCGCCAGGUACCCACACCCGAGAUUGCCAGGUCCCAGCAAGUUACAGCCCCUGUGCCUGCCCCAGAUCUAGAGCCAGUGAGUGAUGUGACAGCAGUGAACCUCCCUACAGAGCUGGCCCAGGACACCCCUGCUCUCAAUAUCCCCACACCUGCUGGGGCUAAAAGAGAAACACCUGUACUCUUUGACCUGCAGACUCCACAAGUUAAUGUUUGUUUACAGGAUUCUGAAGGAGUGACUUCCAUGCUGCGGCGGCGCACCUCAGAUGAGAAGGUUAUGGUGAGGAAAGCUGCAUUACAAACCCUGGAGAAUGCUAUCAGACUGGCAGGUCCAGCGUAUAAGUUACAGGACGUUGAGGUGCUGAAGGACAGGUGUCGUGACCCUGCUCUAUCUGUCAGACGCACAGCCAUGCAGUCUCUCACGGACCUCCUUAAGAUCAGGCCCCAAGACAGACAGCUGCAAAGUGCCUGGCUGGACGGUGUGUUACCCAUGGUGAUGGACAGAGAGACUAGUGCCCAGGAACGCUGUCUGGAGACCCUGGAAGAACUGGUGCUCCAUAACGUUGUCCCCUUUCACAGGACCAGUUCAGCUGACUAUGGCUUGGUGUGGGACUUGUUGGACAUCAUUGCUGGUGAUUCUGGGGUGGAGCUCAGGAGGUUCCUACAGAAAGCCUGUCAGCACUGGAGUCGUGAAGGAAAGAUUAAGUCUAGCAUGAUCAACUCUCUCAAGACUCACAUCAACCAAGAGAAUGAUGCAGGAGCGUGGCUUCUGCUGGCAGAGAUAGCUCCAUCCUGUACCAAGUUCAACCACGAUUUUGUCCUGGACUACUGGAAGAAAAAGGCCCGUGUUUGUGAGGCUUCGCAGUACAGUACCUGUCAAAGGGUCCUCACUGUCCUAGGUUACAUUGCACCACAACUCACGAAAGAUGACAGAACAGAGCUUAUAGAUGAUCUGAAAGCAAAGUUGCUUGCAUUUCAGUUCCCUCCUGAGCUAGUGGCUGUAACUGUCUCUACUCUUUGUAAGCUGUGUGACAGUGAAGGGGAAAGUGUGAGUGAGAAGGAGAAGUGGUGUACAGAGCUGCUGUUUGCUUCUGAUACUUACCUGUCUGAUCUGAUCCUGGAUGAGAACCAAGUGGAUCUCCCUGAUGAAGACAAGGUUGUACGUCACCUGUUCACCCUUGGGGAGAUUGCCCAGCUCUGUCCAGCAAAUACCCCAAAGAGGGUCUUUAUGCUGGUGGAGAGUUUAAUAGCAGCUCCAUGCAUCACUGCUGAAGAUUCCUGUGACAGUCAGGACAGUCAGCCAGAAGGAAGCCCUGAAGUGUCCCCCACAAGCUCCCAGACAGUCUCAGACUACCAGAAGUCACAAAGUUCGCGGGCAUCACACGCCUCCCAGAUAUCACAGGGUACCCAAGCUUCGCGCUACAGACAAUCCACACAAAUCCUUUCACAGUUCCGAGGAUCAAAAAUGUCUUCAAAAAUUCGGGCACAUGCCUUCAUUACUCUAGGUAAGCUGUGUUUACAAAACGAGGAUGUGGCCAAGAAGUGUGUGUCUGCCUUAGCCAGAGAGCUGGAUAUCUCCCCUGAUCCAGCUAUUAGGAACAACGUUGUUGUCAUUCUCUGUGACUUGUGUAUCAGAUACACCACUCUUGUAGACAGAUAUGUGGUAAACAUUGCUUCCUGUCUCAAGGAUAACUCUGCUCUUGUCCGAAAACAGACUCUUACCUUACUCACCAGACUGCUUCAGGAGGACUUCCUGAAGUGGAAAGGUGUGUUGUUCUACAGGUUUAUCACUUCCCUCCUGGAUGAGAACAAAGACAUCAGCUCCUUCGCGGAAUUCUGCCUGGUCCACAUACUUCUCCAGAGAAACCCCAACAUGUUUUUCCACCAUUUUGUGGAAUGUGUCUUUCACUUUAAUGGUUAUGAAGGUCAUUCAGUGUACAACAAGUUUCAACAAUCUGACAGAGAAAAGCAGAUGUUUUCACUUAAAGGUCCCACUCUAUUCAGCAAACGUCACAAGUUGUACACGUUUAUGUUGGAACACAUGGCAGAUGACCAGAGGUUCAAAUUGACUGCCAAACUGUGUCAGGAUGUUCUGUCUGGUGUGGUUGACAACAUCCUUCCAUUGACAGCAGAGACCAGUCAGCUGUUGAAGGACACACUCUCUAUACUCUGUUGUAAGGAAAUCAAGCUGGCCUCCUUGCGAACCAAACCUCAGGAUGAUGUCAUGGAUGAGCAAGAUAUGGCAGCUGUUGUCAUGGCAACAGCAAAAAAAACCCUAAUAACUCAAGCAAUGAAGAGAAAUGUCAUUGAAAAUGUUGUUCCAAUUGUGACCUCCCUGAAGCACUUUUUGGAGAAACACCGUUCCCCUGUUCUCAAACAACUGAUGAUGUAUCUCCGAGAACUGAUGAAGGACUACAAGGAUGAAGUACAGGAUAUUUUGUCAGCUGACAAACAACUGGCUACAGAGAUAGAAUAUGAUCUGAGGAAAUUUGAAGAACAGGAGACAAAUCCAUCGUUGGCAGUGGGUCCGGCUGGAAGCGUGUCGUCGCCCCGAGCUGGAGGCAGCAAGCCUGGGUCUCCCACAGUCAGGAAGGGUUCACCCAAAUCUGCCUCAGGCAGCCCCCAGACAACUUCACCACUAGCUCCAGCUAACAACAGCCUCUCCCCAAGGGCGAACACAUCCUCUGUGUCAGGAACACCAGUUCUCACCAGACAAAUGUCUCUGUCUACACUGGCCAUAUUGAACUCUGCUAAGAAAGCCAUGGACAAAGUGAAGACCGUAAGAGAUACGAGGAAUUCCCCUCGUAAGGCCACACCAGACCGCAGACCUGUGACCAAAACUGCUCAUGCUGAGUCAGACUCUGAUGAGAACAGGACUAUGGUGGAAGCUCCAGUCGCUGCUCUUUUCAAGACUCCAGAUAACUCGGGGAAAAAUAGGAGAGCUAUCAGCACACCAGCCAGUGUUUUAGGGAACAUCACCUUCCACCAGGAUCAGAACAUUUCACUAAUCCCUCCCUCUCCAAUCCCUGCCCUGCCCAUCAGAGUGUACGGGGAGCAGCAGUCAUCAUCAGAUACCUCCGCUGGUGGCCCAUCUAAACCUGCUACCAGAGCUAAGACAACAGAUACAGAUGUAGUUUUCAUGUUUUCUCCAGACAAACCAUUACCUAAGCCUAGAUCAUGGAAGAUCACAGCCACACCACCAAGGAAAAAUCCAAAGGAGCGGAAUGAGGAGCCAGAGGAAGCAACAGAGAAACUCAGGCCUCAGAGGCGGGUGUCUUCACGAUUACGGUCAUCAAGUCAGAGCUCCAGCUAAGCUCACCGCAUCAUACCCACUGCAUCAUACCCACUAUCAUUUAUCCUGCUUCUGUGCUUACAAGCUGUAUAAAUCUUUUUAAGUUUGAAUUUAGAAUAUCGUUUUGUCUGGACUCGUAAAUUUAGAUUUUUUGUGAAAUCUAGUGACUGAUCUUACAUUAAACAGUCAGGAACUGUCAAUUUAGUUAUAGAUAGUUUGUCAGGUAAAGGCCUUAAUCUCGGGAGAGAAGAAAGGCUUCUUCAAUUUAGUCAUUGAGUUAUGUGGUUGUACUAAAUAGCAGGGCAGUGCAUGUGUAUAGAAAUGUGACUGUUGCAGACCGUUCUACUGUGCUGCUUGUCUGAAUGCCCGCAGGUUACUCUACAUAAUGAUUGCUGUUAUGUUCCUAUUGACAAAAUAAAAACACACUCCUUGUCUGCCACUGAAGAUUGUUGCUACAUCUCUAACGUGUGCUGUGUACAAGAAUCAUGAUUGGUGAACAACUUUGAUGGCAAAAGUACAUGUUCUGGUAUAAUCUACAUAAAAUGAAGCUAACAGACAUGUUUUACACUACAAUGAUGUAAAGGGACACAGCUAAAAGUUGUUGAAGUUUAUGCAGUAUCCCCUCAAAGACUUUGAAAACAUGAUUUUUCGAAACCUAAUAAAACACUGAAAUCACUGUCACAUCACCAAGCUGGCAUGUGAAAGUGUCAAAAGGAAAACAAUACGAAAGCCAGGAAAGAAAGAAAAAAUCCUUGAAACUUCAAAGAACACACACAAAUGUUGAAGUCUUCACAACAGCCUGUGAUAAAUAUUCAUGUACAUGUGUACUCGAAAUCUGGAUGGAAAAACGAUAUGUUUGGUCACAAUGUGGUUACCUUCUGUCAAAUGGGACACUUUGUCAGUCCUGUUUUGCUGUUGCGGUCAUCUGCCAGGCCAAGGAAUAGUCCAGUAGCCUAAUGGCGGUACAUGAUCCUCCGAACUCAUGCAUUGUUACAUCCAAGAGCCAGUUGGGAAUCUGAUUUAAACGCUGUUGUGUUCUUGUACAAAGCUGUGAUUACACACCUCUAAGCUGUAGUUAUAGGCCUUUAAA
This is a messenger RNA of Liolophura sinensis, 5868 nucleotides long. Its product is annotated as condensin-2 complex subunit D3-L-like. Lineage: Eukaryota; Metazoa; Mollusca; Polyplacophora; Chitonida; Chitonidae. Gene Ontology annotation, molecular function: histone binding. The record is from RefSeq and is a predicted model, not a curated record. Gene Ontology annotation, biological process: meiotic chromosome condensation; mitotic chromosome condensation. Gene Ontology annotation, cellular component: condensed chromosome, centromeric region; condensin complex.